AUGUACAGUGAUGACCGCUAUGUGGCCUUGAAAAUUCUGAAUGGGUACCACACCGACCUUCUUGCCGCAGGUCGCGUCUGGGAAAUCGAAGCCUUGAGUCGAAUAUCAUCUUCCCCACCGAGCCCACACUGCAUCCGUCUACUGUCAACGUUCAAAUUUCGAGGACGAGAAGAAGAUGGUGAGCACUUGUGCAUAGUCACACCGGUGCUUGCUGGCAACGUGAAAUUCUUAUCCGAGAUAUUGGGAGCGGAGUUCGGAAAUCGCCGGCUUCCUCUCCCUCUUGCAAAACGCAUUGCUCUACAUAUGCUGCGCGGUGUGGCCCAUGCUCACGGUCGUGGAGUCAUCCAUACAGACCUGAAACAUGACAACAUAUUCUUCUCAACUCGCAUGGACGAAGCCGACUUCAAGAGAUUACUCGAAUCUGACCCAGCUCGCCGUCAUCCUCCUGAAUUGUCUGCGAACGGCACUGUGCGCAGUGCAGUCUCACAGCCACUUUCACCUCACACAACGGUCGAAGAAGCUUUGAAAUUGGAUUUUACGGUUGGCGAUUUUGGUAACGCCCAGCAUAUCAGAGAUCACAUUCAAGACGAAAUCACUUCUGUCCAGCUACGCCCUCCUGAAAUUAUUCUUGGAGGCCCAUGGAGUGAAAAAGUCGACAUAUGGUCUGUCGGAUGUCUGUUGUACGAGUUCGUCAUUGGACGACCUCUCUUCCGGUACUGCCCAUGGCCGAAGUAUAAACUGGAUGCGAUGAGCUAUCUUCUCUACCAGAUAAUGGUUUACACCUGUGAAGAUUUCUGGCCAGGACAGCUUGCUGUAAGCAAGCUCUCCGGCGACUACUUUGACGAAACAGGAAAUCUCAAAGCCCACCCGCCUAUGUUCAAUUACCCAUUUGACGUCGCCAUCAAGCGGUCGAAAGUACUAGGGGAUGACGACGCUGACGCUCUGGCAGCUAUAAUGGGUCGAUGUUUGUGUUUGAAUCCUGCUACGAGGGCAACUGCCAGUGAACUUCUAUCCGAUCCUUGGUUCUCUGGAGUAGAAUGA
Molecule: messenger RNA, 1041 nt
Organism: Stereum hirsutum FP-91666 SS1
Lineage: Eukaryota; Fungi; Basidiomycota; Agaricomycetes; Russulales; Stereaceae
Product: kinase-like protein
Exons: 4
Coding region: 1-1041 (346 amino acids)
Biological process (GO): protein phosphorylation
Molecular function (GO): protein kinase activity; ATP binding
Source: RefSeq, a predicted model, not a curated record